Aphidius gifuensis is the source of this 1324-nucleotide messenger RNA. RefSeq lists its product as uncharacterized. The transcript has 7 exons. Lineage: Eukaryota; Metazoa; Arthropoda; Insecta; Hymenoptera; Braconidae. The record is from RefSeq and is a predicted model, not a curated record. The coding region runs from base 80 to 1324 and encodes 414 amino acids.
UUGAUCUGUUGUUAAUAACACAAUUAAUAUUAAUGAGAGUUUUUAUUGUUUAAAAAAAGCAAAUAAAUAAAAAAAAAAAAUGAGUGGAAUCCUGAGAAUAGGUUUGCGUCUUGUUGGACCAACAAGAUGUAUUCCAAAUAAUAACACAACGAAAUGUCUACAAUCCAUGUGCCACGUGAGAAAUGGUUUUAGUCAAGCAACAAAAAAUUCAAUUGCAUCAGCUCAGAAAAAAUGGACUGGAUAUUGGAAAAAGAUAUGUACUGUUACAACAAAAACUUUAUUGUAUUCUAGCCCAAUAACAAUUUUUGUUGCUAACUUCUUUUAUGAAGCGAUUCAAGAAGAUUCUAGAUUUUUGGCAGAUUGUGACAUGAUUGGUUUACCUGAAGGAGAACAAUUAUUAAAGUAUUCUAUAAUUCCAUCAAAAAUUAUUACGUCUAGUGUAUUAUUCAAUGAGGGUGUAAUAAACAUUAAAACACAAGACGAUGGAAAAACUUUUACUAACGAGAACACACGUAAUUUAAUAAUUAGCGAAGAAUUGGAUGCAAACAUACAAGAGCCAUUUUUUAAAGGAAAACCAAUAGCAAUAAAAGUUGGUAAACUUGAUGGAUUACUUGAUAAUGGUAAAUUAACAUUGAAAACAAAAGAAGGUGAUACAACAUUCACUUUCCAUCACACAGUGAACCUUGAAGUCAAAAAAACGUCUGAAACUUUAGAAAAUGAAAUAGCUGCUAAUCAAGAAGAACAACCUGAAAUAAUACCAUCGAAAAUUGGUAAAUUUAAUUUAUUAGUUCCUGGUAAUGAAAUGACCUUAAAAACACCAGAAAGUGAAAAAAAAUGGACAGCCAUUAACAAGUGUAUUUACUCUGACCCCAAUGAUCCCUUUGAUCCGAGGUUACCAGUAUACAACGACUUGUUUCCAAUAACUGGAAAUUUUAGUGUCUCAUCUGAUGCUACAGUAAAAAUACAAGAAGAUGAAAAUGAUGAAGUUUUUUAUCUCAAACAGAAUGUGAAUAUUGAAUGUGACAAAAAAUUGGAUGAAAAUUCACAAAAUAAACUUCCUGCUGAAAAAGAACUCCCAGGAGAUGAAACUGCUACUGAAAAUUUAUCAAUGAAACAUAUAUUAACUGAAGAAAUAAAAACAUGUGAAGUCACAAUUGAUACUGGUUCAGUACUAUUCCGAGCACAAGAUGGUAAACAAAUGGCUGUUCGACAGUUACUCAACAUCAAAGUUUACGAAGAUGGUGGAAAAACAUAUCUCAAUUGGCUGCCACACUUAGCGGUGCUUCCAGUUGAUCCAACGGUUAAAAGUUUUUAUAAACAAUAG